AUGGCACCCCCAACUCGGCCACCAAGGCACGUCCUUGGAAAACAACCCUUGCCACCACCACCACUACUUUCAGGUGGUGCAGGUCAAGAAGGUCGAUGGAGGAUCAGAAAGACGCCUCCGGCAAUGCAGGAGGAACCUGCAGAAACUGAUGGACAACGGUUGAAGAGAAUCGUGAUCAACCGGGAGCCGACUAUUGAGGCAAAGGAGGAGAAGAGGUGUGUCUCUGUUCGAGCUUGA
Messenger RNA from Ilex paraguariensis (yerba mate), 237 nucleotides. NCBI's taxonomy places the organism in Eukaryota, Viridiplantae, Streptophyta, Magnoliopsida, Aquifoliales, Aquifoliaceae. The record is from the annotation of a GenBank genome assembly.